Molecule: messenger RNA, 1797 nt
Organism: Aspergillus saccharolyticus JOP 1030-1
Lineage: Eukaryota; Fungi; Ascomycota; Eurotiomycetes; Eurotiales; Aspergillaceae
Product: adaptor protein STE50
Exons: 3
Coding region: 206-1675 (489 amino acids)
Biological process (GO): signal transduction
Molecular function (GO): protein binding
Source: RefSeq, a predicted model, not a curated record
UGAAACCACCAUCGGCGCUAUUGAGAGUCCUCCAUUGUUCCCCUACAAACCAUCCAAGAUCCUCAAUAUCCCCGCAUCGGGCACCCUCAUUUCAGGUUGACCGUGCUGCACCUGGCGCUAUCUGAGUUCCUGUCAGCCGGUCCGACGUCCGUCCCACCCCUUCUUCGUGCUGGGCGUCGUUGCCGGUCUCAUCCUUCCGUUUACCAUGUCUCUCCACACUUCCUAUCACGCCGACUCCGAUGCAGAUGACGAGUACGAGCGCAGUGUCAUCACAUCCCCUCACCUAGCCGACGAUUCGGAAGCAUCCCCCUCCGAGUCCGAUUUCCCUUCCGCCGAACAUACCCCAACCACCCUGGCCAAUGUCGACGACAACCCUCGCUCUCCCAAAACAAUUAUCACAGAAUGGACGGCCGAAGAGUGCGCACAUUUUGUCGCGGCUCUGGGCCUUCGUCAGUACUGCGCGGCUUUCCUGGAGAAUGAGAUCGUCGGCGAAGCGCUUGUCGCGCUGAAACAUGAUGAGCUGAAGGAAAUGGGUAUUGCCAGUGUGGGACAUCGAUUGACCAUCCUCAAAAGCGUGUACGAAACCAAGGUCAAGCAAGAUAUCCCGCUGGACGCAGAUCACUACAUUCCUCUUUCUGCCGACCAAAGUAUGAACGAAGGUGCAACGCAAGAUGAUGUCGCUCGUUUGAUCCAGUCCAUCCGAUUGCGAGACGAACGGAUAUUCACGGUGGAGGCAGAGCUGCGGCGUAUGGCAGAAGACUACCGCCGACUUCGAGAGGAACUCCUACCUGUUUUCAAGAUGGCCAAAGAUCGAUCGCAACCGCUCCCGCCCCCUUCGGCGCUACCUGGGCCUGCGCCCGAAGCAUACCACGAGCCCCCGAAUCUGACUUCUCCUUCUGGCAUCACGAUCCUGGACCGCUCAGGAUCGAUCCUUUCGAGGACAUUCUCCAAGCGGGGACAUACUGGAGGGAGUACUCCCAAGACCAGCUCCCCUACUUAUAUUCCGCCGGCCAUUCACGAAGGGCGCAUGUAUGGUGAUGCUGGUGGGCUGGAUCCGUCCACGGCAAACUCAUCUCACAUGGCCAUGAUGAACGGCAAAGCACAGCUGUCGCCAGGCAUUCCAUCGCCGACGUCGCCAGGGAACCUUCACACGCAGACGCUGGCUUCACGAGCCUACUCGCAACCGAGCUCCACCAGCGUUAAUAACGCCUCGCACAACCACCACGACGACACUGCCCCCUCGCAAUCCCGCUCCGACAGGUUGAAUCCUACCCCAACGCAAGCCACCCGCCCUGAUAUCCCGACACGGUCGGAUUCCCGAGCAACUGGGGAUCCUCCGAGCGUCGAGAUCUUCAAGUCUUUCCGAGUUUCAAUGGACGAUCCCUGCCAUAAGGUUCUCCCCGCCGCCUUGAAGAAGUACAAUAUCAAUGCGGACUGGAAGCAGUAUGCGCUAUAUAUUGUAUAUGGUGACCAGGAACGGUGCCUUGGGCUGGAGGAGCGGCCGCUGAUCCUGUUCAAGCACCUUGAGAAGGAAGGACGGAAGCCGAUGUUUAUGCUACGAAAACAAGCCCAUCCCGACAGCAAUAUGUAUGCCACGGGUGGGGGGUCUGCCCCGAAUAGCGCCGGCUUUGACGCUCGACAAGCCCAGAUCAAUUUACCCGGUGGAGUUCUGUGAGCAUAGCAUUUCUCGAUGAAAGGUCUUGUGAUUCACUUUCUUGCUUGCGAUACCCCAGGCGCCUCUGGUGACCACCUUUACACCAUUUUCUCCAUACUGACCUAUUUACUUUUUUCUACCUU